AAGCAGAAGCCAGAAUGAUAAAGGAAGUUGCCGGUCACAGGGAGGUGGAGAUGGGGAGGUCCUGCCCCACUCUGUCCUCCACAUGAGAAGGCCCUGGGGUUGUGGGCCCCUUUACACUGAUUCUUCCUGACUCCUGAGCACCCCAGGGUCCCUGCACAGGGCUCCUCUCCUUCCUGAUGGCUCUGCUGGUCUCACUUCCUGGAGGGAAUCAGGCCAUGGCUUGGAUCCUGCUUCUGCUGAUGUCAGCUGCAUGUCUGCAAGCUGGUAACUCAGCAGAACCGAACAGGGAAAGAACCUAUGGGGUCAACCAACCAGCACGCCUCUCUGGUGUCCAGGGCGGCUCCAUUGAGAUCCCCUUCUCCUUCUACUUCCCCUGGGAGUUGGCAGAGGAUCCACAGAUGAGGAUUCUCUGGAGAUGGAAGCACUUCCAUGGGGAAUUUAUCUACAACUCCUCCUCGGGUUUCAUACAUGAGCAUUUCAAGAACCGGCUCAUCCUGAACUGGACACAGCCUCAGACAUCCGGAGUCCUCAGAAUCCUGGACUUGAAGGAGAAGGACCAGACAGUGUACUUCUGCCGAAUUCAUCUGAACACAAGAGAAGGCAUGAAGAAGUUUCAGUCGAUUCCUGGGACCCAGCUGACCAUCACCCAUGACAGAGCACUGACUGACUCUGAAGCAGAAGUAACUGCAGGCCCAUGCAUGCCCUGGGAUCACCGAGACCCAUCCUAGUCACAUUGUGGUUCCACACAUGGCCAUACUGGAGCUGAGGGAGACUAUGUGCUUGGUAAUCGAUCACAACCUUCCUCUGUGGGUAUUAAUUUGUUUAUUUAUAUUUGGUUUUUACAACAAAGAGUCUCACUAUAUAUUCCUGGCUGUCCCAAAAUACACUAUGUAGACCAGGCUGGCCUUGUCCUCACAGAAAUCUGCCUGCCUCUGGCUCUCAAGUGCUGAGACAGUCAUGUGCAACCAUGCUCAGCUGUGGCUCUUGACUAUAUUAAGGUCAGCCUGUGAGAGGACACUCACAGCACAGUUCGUGUGCAGUCUCUACGGCUGCCAUAUUGACCUGAUGUAAUGACAACCAGCAGCUGCCAGGGCUCAGGGAAGGGAAAGGAGCUGUUGGAAAGGUCUAGGGCAGUGGUUCCCUGCCUAUCCUUUAAAAGAGUUCCUGGUGCUGUGGUGACGCCCAUCCAUGUAAUUAUUGUGUUACUGCUUCAUAACUUUAAUUCCAAUACUCCUAUGAAUUUGUAAUGUAAAUAACUGAUAGGCAGGAUACCCCAUAUGGGACCCUUGUGGGGUUAGGGACCCACAAGUUGAGAACUGCUGGUUUUUGAUCCAAAUAGGUAAAGGUUGUGGAAAUUAACCAUAGUGAUGUUUGUAGAGAAAACGAGUGUACUCUGCAUUGAGCUGUGCAUUUAUGCCUAAGAUUACACAUUUGUUAUACAUUA
Messenger RNA from Peromyscus leucopus (white-footed mouse), 1444 nucleotides. RefSeq names its product paired immunoglobulin-like type 2 receptor beta. The transcript has 3 exons. NCBI's taxonomy places the organism in Eukaryota, Metazoa, Chordata, Mammalia, Rodentia, Cricetidae. The record is from RefSeq and is a predicted model, not a curated record. The coding region runs from base 177 to 728 and encodes 183 amino acids. Gene Ontology annotation, molecular function: MHC class I protein binding.